AGCCAUUUGCAAUUUGCGAUUGAGAUAAAUAUUAAAAAACUAAAGUAGAGAGUAAGGCAUAAAUCUGCGAAGUGUACUGUGUUGUGAUAUACCUGAGUGGAAUUCUGUUUAUCCUCGAUUGAAGGCAUUCAAAUAUGCAACGCAAUUCUGUUUGUUAAUUAACACGAUAAUUUUUAUCUUGAGUGUGCGACGCGACUGAAAAGUGCAUAAAUUGGUACCUACCAUAAAUUCAUUUUUCUGCUGUGAAUAAAUUUGUACCUGCGCAGAAAAAAUCGAUGUUGAUAAAAAAACGAAAGCUCUAAUGUUUAGGUAUUCCCGUAUGUAGAACUAUGUCAGAGAUUAUAAGCGGCAUGGAUAAUGAAAGCUGUAAGAAUAUGGUGUCCAAUUUGCCAUUACUUUUUGCUGGUGGUUAUCCAACAUCAUUGGAAAAAAUAAAUGAAACUCAGCUGGAAAAAUUUAUACCUUUCAUGGUCCAGUGUUCAUUGGGAUACAUCCAGAUUCCCACGUCAGAAGGAUAUAGUGAACCAGAAUGGUGGCCUGGAGAUCUCGAGUUCUUGAUGCCGUUUAGUAGACCCAAGUCGUUUGUCGGGAACUGGCUAGAAAAAAUGCGAGAAUUGGUUGUUAUUUGCUACUCCUUUCAUAAAUGUGUAUUUCUGCUGCGUUUUUGUACGGAUUUGGCUUCCUAUGAACCGGCUACCUUGAGAUUCAUAAACAACUACAAUUCAACAACAUCUCUCUACCAACGUCGUACUAAUAAGUUGCUUGUAACUUUUCGAAAUGAAAACAUGCUGUAUGAUCAAGCACCUCAAAGUUCGAAUCGUAAGUGCCUCUUACCAAAGCAAUCCAACUCUCAGCAAUGUGACCUGCAAGCAGAGCAAAUGGUAGAACCCGCUUUUUUUGAUAUUUACUUAUGUGAUGAUUGUGAUGCUGAACUUUAUUCAUACAAUGCAUAUGUGGAACACGAAAAAAUAUGCCUGACUCCUAAAGUGGAUCAACUAGAAAGCGAUGAUGAUGACGUUAUUUACUGUGGAAGUGAAAUAUUGCCGGCGCCAAUAUUAUCUAACAUCAGAACAACUACAUCUAACACACAAAACAUGUCUUCGUUCCUCCUCAAUUUCAACCUUAUUAGUAAAAUCAAUACAAUGUCUAUGCAAUCAGCCUGUAGCAGUAGUCGUUCAAUCAACCACCAAAAAAUUAAUGCAGUAGACAGUUCCUCUGAGCAACUGCGACACCUGCCUCGACGCACGAGAAAUGUGGUUACGCUAACUAAAUGCACUUCGAUACCGCUAUCAUCACCAUGUGGACAAUUUCUUUUAAAAAGUAUCAAAAGCGUAAUGUCAAAUGACUACAGACGAGAACGCUUGGAACGUUUAGAACGAUUCUGUUUUGCACCACCCUUAAUAAAAGACGGAACAGGUGUAAUAAAUCGUCCCAAGUGGAUGCAUAAAAGUAGAAUAAAACCAAGUGUAACAAUAUCUUACAAGAAAGGUCCUGAUGAGCCACAUGAUACACAUAAUUUUAAGUUUCCUAGGCGUCAAUUUUCUGUACAAUGCAAAAGACGGAAUUUUCUGUUUUACAACAAGCUGUUGCUUAACAAAUGCAGACCAUGUGCGAUAAAAUUGGAAAGACUGACCGCUCAAGAAAUAGAAAAUCGGAAUAUUGAUAUCAGACUGAAAAAUCUCGACAUCACCAAAAGUAAGAUGUCGUAUAUAGAGCAUAAAAGAAAAAAAUGCGAGGUAAAACAUGUGGUUGUGGAUUGCAUUGAUUUGUGUUCGUCAGAAGAAGAAGAAAUAGGAAUGAAGAUUCAUGAUCAGGCUGGUUCUUUUACCUCUGAUGAUUCAACAAACCAAAACGCAACAGAUAUAGGUAGAACUCGCCAAAUAGCCAUGAGAAUUUGCUCACAGGCUACACCCACUGUAGAUGUCUGCUCAAAUUCGUUGCCUUGUUUUCGAAAUGCCGUUGAAGCGAACUCAGUCUUGGCUAUAGGAAAUAACAAGCCUAAUCAUUAUCAGACUAUACAACCAUUAACGCCAACGUUACAUCUGUUUUCCAGUGUUAGCAGUGAAACUCUCAAGAAUACUAGUUCUAUAGCUCAUGUAUCGCACGUGAUAGAUAUUGAAUCUGCGGAUUCCGCUGUCGAGAUGAGCCAUCGUUACCUUAACAACUUGGACAAUUUAACGGAUGUAAAGGAAAAUCGUGUGAGCGAUUGGCUUAAUGAUACAGCUAUUUCCAUAGAAAACACAAUUCAUGAUUCCCAAACCCAUUUACAAUUUGCUUCAACGAUAACAUCUCGAGGGCUCAGUUCAGCAACAUUAAUAAAUACACCAAGUAAGCUAUCACAUAAUAAUGGGUCCAAAUCAUUGCCACCGUUAAUGAAGCUAACAUCCUCUGAAUUAAGAAAAUAAUAAUAAUAAUAAUAAUUAUGUUUGUAGCCAUAAAAUUUCAAUUUUCAUUAGGUUUAUAUUAAUUCAGUUAAAUCUAUAGAUAU
Messenger RNA from Sabethes cyaneus, 2488 nucleotides. RefSeq lists its product as uncharacterized. The transcript has 5 exons. The coding region runs from base 330 to 2405 and encodes 691 amino acids. NCBI's taxonomy places the organism in Eukaryota, Metazoa, Arthropoda, Insecta, Diptera, Culicidae. The record is from RefSeq and is a predicted model, not a curated record.